CCUGUGGACUGUGUCGCAGCGUCCCCGGAGGGACUGACGGAGCAUCUGUUGGAAUACAACUCCACUCCGAGCAGCAGCUCCAGCAUCCCUCAGCACCGGCGAGGCGCGAUCACACGGAGGAAAUAAACGCGUAAAUGGAGUUUCAAUCGUCGUCGUGACUGUUCUCCACCGCCUCUCAAUCUGCAGAAGAUCCUGCGUUGAAGUCGCAGCAGCAUCCACACCACCGCGGCUCUCUCCCUUAGCAGACAUGGGAACCGUCCUUUCUAUAUCUCCCGCGUCCAAGAAGGCUUCUAUUAUGGACGGUGAAGUCGCGGGAGAUGGACUCAAAAACGACAAAAGCCUCAAGCGGCACUCGAUGUUCGUCUCUCUGUCCUGGAAGAAGCUGGUGGCCAAUUCGGCCAAGAAGAGUGCCAAGAAAGUGACCCCGAACCCGCUGCCCACCCGCGAGCUCCCGUCCAGCCAGGUGGCUCAGCUCAACAGCGAAAACAUCAGGAAAACGCACCAAACCGAAGAGAAGAAACCCAAAGCGCCCAUCCCGGUCCCGGUGCCCACGGUGCCCAAGCAAAACAACGAGGCUGUCGUCCAAAACGGGAGGCUCUCCACGGUCCAGAAGCAACCCAGCAGCCUGUCCCUGGUGUCGCCGAGGCGGAUAGUGAUCCAGGCUUCAACAGGAGAGCUGCUGCGCUGCUUGGGGGACUUUAUGUGCCGCAGGUGUUUCAAACUGAAAGAGCUGAACAGCGGAGAGGUGAUCCUCUGGUUCCGAAACAUCGACCGGACUCUUUUGCUCCAGGGCUGGCAGGACCAAGGCUUCAUCACGCCGGCCAACGUGGUGUUCGUGUACCUGUUGUGCGAAGACACCAUAGCGGACAGCGUCGACAGCCCGGCCGAGCUGCAGGGCACCUUUCAGACUUGCCUCUACCUCGCCUACUCCUACAUGGGCAACGAGAUCUCCUACCCGCUCAAGCCCUUCAUGAUCGAGUCGAACAAGGACGUUUUCUGGGAGACCUCUCUCCGGAUCAUCAACAGGAUGAGUGCCAAAAUGCUGCAGCUGAACGCAGACCCGCACUUUUUCACCGAGGUCUUCCAGGAUCUCAAAAACCAACGAGACACCAGCGACUCAAACCUGGACCGCUGACAUGGGAACGAACAAGACACUGGUGUUUUAUUAUUAAGAUGAAUGUUUUGCAAAGUCACAUGACGGUGAUUUUGAAUGAAAGGGCCAACGUUGAAGGCUCCCCACCUGUGGGCUGAAUAUCUCUCUCGUGAUCAACAACUUCAGUAUGGUGUUUAGGCUACAGUGUAGGAGAUUUCAUAAAUGCAUGCCAAUGGUAUAUUGUCCUCUUUUGUCUUGUCCCUCGAGUGACACAGGGAUCGAGCUCGUGGUGUAAAUCACAUUGUUAGUGACACUCAAACCCCCGAUUCAUUCAUGAUUAGCCUACUUUCCGGGUAAGAGUAGGUGUCGCAGUGAGGUGAGGUUCCAGGCAGGACCAGAAUAGAACUGUGUUUGUGAGGAGGCGGAGCUGUCCGAGGUGCUGACCUGUGCAGCCAU
Messenger RNA from Seriola dumerili (greater amberjack), 1549 nucleotides. It is a transcript of the gene cdk5r2, whose product is annotated as cyclin dependent kinase 5 regulatory subunit 2. The transcript has a single exon. Bases 248 to 1135 code for a protein of 295 amino acids. Gene Ontology annotation, biological process: activation of protein kinase activity; brain development; positive regulation of cyclin-dependent protein serine/threonine kinase activity. The record is from RefSeq and is a predicted model, not a curated record. Gene Ontology annotation, cellular component: protein kinase 5 complex; cytoplasm. Lineage: Eukaryota; Metazoa; Chordata; Actinopteri; Carangiformes; Carangidae. Gene Ontology annotation, molecular function: cyclin-dependent protein serine/threonine kinase activator activity; protein kinase binding.